Messenger RNA from Morone saxatilis (striped sea-bass), 1759 nucleotides. RefSeq names its product synaptotagmin Vb (gene syt5b). Gene Ontology annotation, biological process: calcium ion-regulated exocytosis of neurotransmitter; regulation of dopamine secretion; cellular response to calcium ion. Lineage: Eukaryota; Metazoa; Chordata; Actinopteri; Moronidae. Gene Ontology annotation, cellular component: axon; dense core granule; synaptic vesicle membrane. Bases 1 to 1272 code for a protein of 423 amino acids. Gene Ontology annotation, molecular function: phosphatidylserine binding; calcium ion binding; syntaxin binding. The transcript has 8 exons. The record is from RefSeq and is a predicted model, not a curated record.
AUGAGGUUGGUCGGCGCCGGGGUCCGGGCCCGGAGGGCUGCGGAGUCGUCUGAACCAGAGCCAGAGGAAGCAACAGAGCCAGUUCACCAUGAGCACUCACACACAGAACACCAUGAGCACCCCCAUUCAGAACAUCACCCCAGCCACGACUACAACCACAUGAAGGAGAAGUUUAUGAAUGAGCUUGGUCAUCUGCCAAUUCCCAUGUGGGCAGUAGCGGCCAUUGUUGUGGUGGUCCUGGUUUUGGUGGCCUGCUGCAUCUUCUGUGUCUUCAAAAAAUGCUUUGGGAAAAAGAAAAAGCCAAAGAAAGUGAGGGAGAGGAAGACAGGUCGCCGCAGAAAGGAAAAGGAAGGUGACGGAGAGGCUGGGGAUAAGGAGGGGGAAGUAAAGAAGGAAGGGGAGGAAGAGGAGAAAGAACAGGAAAAUGUGGGUAAGCUGGAGUUCUCGUUGGACUACAACUUCACAGAUUCCCAGCUUAUAGUGGGUAUCCUUCAGGCUCAGGACCUUGCUGCUAUGGACAUGGGGGGAACCUCAGACCCCUAUGUCAAAGUCUUUUUGUUGCCAGACAAAAAGAAGAAGUAUGAGACCAAAGUCCAACGCAAGAAUUUAUGUCCUGUUUUCAACGAAACUUUCAUCUUUAAGAUCCCCUAUGCAGAGUUAGGCGGAAAGACUUUGGUGCUGCAAGUUUUUGACUUUGAUCGUUUCUCCAAGCAUGAUAUGAUUGGUGAGAUAAAGAUCCCCAUGAACAGUGUUGAUUUGGGACAGCCAAUGCAACAAUGGAGAGACUUGGAGAGUGGUGAGAAGGAGGAGCAAGAAAAACUGGGCGAUAUUUGCAUUUCUUUACGGUAUGUUCCCACUGCUGGAAAACUGACCGUGAACAUCAUGGAGGCAAAGAACCUGAAGAAAAUGGAUGUUGGUGGCUUGUCAGAUCCGUAUGUGAAGAUUGUUCUGCAGCAAAAUGGGAAACGGAUUAAAAAGAAGAAGACGACAGUCAAGAAAAACACGCUCAACCCUUACUUUAAUGAGAGCUUCAGCUUUGAAGUCCCCUUUGAGCAGAUACAGAAAGUGCAGGUCGUCCUCACAGUGUUCGACUACGAUAAACUUGGGAGCAAUGACCCCAUUGGAAAGACCUUCAUGGGUUACGGAGCUACAGGAGUCGGCCUGCGCCACUGGUCAGAUAUGCUUGCCAAUCCCAGACGUCCAGUAGCCCAGUGGCACACGCUCCUGCCAGAAGAGGAAGUCGAUGCAGCGCUCAAAGCAAAACCUCGUUAGAGUCGCACCUUGUUCGAGUAUCAAUUACUACUGAUGUGUUACUUAUUGUUAAUCCUGAUGUUUUCUCAUUUAGCAUUUUCUGUAUUCCAUUUUGUUUAUUUUGAGAUAAUGUAAUGUGUGCAUGUUUGUGUGUGUGUGUGUGUGAGUAUGUGUGCAAUGUAAAGACCAUUUUUGAUAUUUGGUUGUUAUUAAACCCCUGCUUCCCUGAUUUAUCUUAUACUGUAAACCAAUUUGACUCUGUGCUUGUGUUGGAAAACACUUAUCUGUAAAUGUGCAUAUUUUGUGUAUAUGCUCAUUCAUGGGCCUAGUAAAAAUGUAGAUGCAUAAAUGAAGUAUAUGAGAAUUACUGUGCUCUGAAAUGUUAGUUGACUCUGAAGACAUAGUAGAGCUUUUACAUUUCAAGAAAUGUACACUGGGCCUUUUUGCUCAUUUUGCAGUGCUGUUGUGCAACAGAUUGCUUAAAAAUGCCUGUUGUAAUGCCCUGGAU